AUGCAAAGCGAGCGGCAGAGCGGCCGGCUUCCCCUGGCACGCGUGGCACAGCCGCGAGCACCCUCGACCAUGGCGGAGCCUUCGCUGCCCCUCUCCUUCCUCUGCCUCCUCGCCUUGUCCUCCGCCUGCUACAUCCAGAACUGUCCCCGGGGCGGCAAGCGGGCCCUGGCCGACACAGCCCUCCGACAGUGCAUGCCCUGCGGCCCCGGGAACAGAGGCAACUGCUUCGGCCCCGGCAUCUGCUGCGGCGCCGAGCUGGGCUGUUACCUGGGCACGGCAGAGACGCAGCGUUGCGCCGAGGAAGACUACCUGCCUUCACCCUGCCAGGCCGGCGGGCAGCCCUGCGGCUCCGGCGGCCGCUGCGCCGCACCCGGCAUCUGCUGCACCGCCGAAACCUGUGCAAUGGACGCCGGCUGCCUGGACGAGGGCAGCGACGGGGCUCAGGAGACGGCGGAAAAGAACCUGACGGUGCUGGACGGCUCAGCUGGAGAUCUGCUCCUCAAGCUCAUGCACUUGGCGAACCGACAGCAGCAGGGCAAGCAUCCCCUCCUCUGAGCCAAGGCGCCGGGCGUCCCCCCCCCCCCCCAUCACCGAUCCCCCCACCCCAGCCUUGUAAAUACGAGACCCAAUAAAAGUCCUCGUGCACUGUGA
Messenger RNA from Aquila chrysaetos chrysaetos, 651 nucleotides. Its product is annotated as vasotocin-neurophysin VT. Lineage: Eukaryota; Metazoa; Chordata; Aves; Accipitriformes; Accipitridae. The coding region runs from base 1 to 555 and encodes 184 amino acids. Gene Ontology annotation, molecular function: neurohypophyseal hormone activity. The transcript is spliced from 3 exons. The record is from RefSeq and is a predicted model, not a curated record. Gene Ontology annotation, cellular component: secretory granule; extracellular region.